GGCGGCAUGAGAACCAGCUGGCCCCACCGGCGCUUGGGUCAGGGACACCCCAGUUACAAGUGCGCCCUGGGAGACAUCCAUCGACCAGGGCCCGUGAGAGGCUGAAGCAGAGGCUGCUGCAGAAGCUGAGGCAAAAACGCAAGGUCCUGAUGGAACGCAGAAGGAUGAUCAUCCAGAACAUCCCUGACUUCUGGUCUAAAGUUAUAUCACCCAUCAUCUGUGAUAAGGAUGAAGACAUUCUUAGCUGCAUGACCAACCUAGAGGUGGCCAAACUCAAGCAUCCCAGGAAGCGCUUCAAGAUCAGGUUGUUCUUCCGCAGCAAUCCCUACUUCUCUAACACAGUGAUUGUUAAGGAAUAUCGAGCUAACCUCAAUGGGUAUAGAGCAUAUCGUUCCUCUCCAGUUAAGUGGCUUCAGGAUUAUAUGGGUGAAGCUCCAAGGCGGAUGGAGUAUAACAACAGUGUCAGUAUUUUCAACUGGUUUGUGGACCACAACUUCGUAGACUCUAGCAGGAUUGCUGAGAUAAUCUACAAGGAUAUUUGGCUCAAACCCCUGCCAUAUUACCUUGGGACUCAGGUAUCUGAAGAUGGAAUGGAGAAAGGUGAUGAGCAGCCUGUCACCUUGGGUAAGAGCUUGUGUGUAGGGACAUGGUCCCUUAUUUCCCAAACGGUGUACCUGAGGCUUAGUGGAGACAAAAGGGAUUCACAAAACUCAGGUCAGCCUUGGUAUCAGAGUGAAGCAGAUUUGGGGAGAAGUAUGAUGCAAAAUUGUUCAUGA
Molecule: messenger RNA, 776 nt
Organism: Ochotona princeps (American pika)
Lineage: Eukaryota; Metazoa; Chordata; Mammalia; Lagomorpha; Ochotonidae
Product: testis-specific Y-encoded protein 1-like
Exons: 5
Coding region: 150-776 (208 amino acids)
Biological process (GO): nucleosome assembly
Cellular component (GO): chromatin; nucleus
Molecular function (GO): histone binding; chromatin binding
Source: RefSeq, a predicted model, not a curated record